Messenger RNA from Corythoichthys intestinalis (scribbled pipefish), 5480 nucleotides. Its product is annotated as growth factor receptor-bound protein 10-like. Gene Ontology annotation, molecular function: insulin receptor binding. NCBI's taxonomy places the organism in Eukaryota, Metazoa, Chordata, Actinopteri, Syngnathiformes, Syngnathidae. Bases 474 to 2348 code for a protein of 624 amino acids. The transcript has 17 exons. Gene Ontology annotation, biological process: negative regulation of Wnt signaling pathway; negative regulation of insulin receptor signaling pathway; insulin receptor signaling pathway. The record is from RefSeq and is a predicted model, not a curated record.
AUAGCAUACACUCUUGUUCCCAGUAGCCGUGAACGCAACAUUAAUAGAAUUGAUGGUCCUCGCCUGAAAGGCGUGGUUAGGCCUCAAGGGGCGGAGAAGCUUGCCUGCGCGCGAGCAUGCUUGUGUUUGCGAGUCUGCCUGCCCGAGUGUGUUUAUGUGUCUGUCCCGCUUGGCUGCUCAUUAGGGAUGACCUGACUUGGGAGUCUUUACAACUACUUGAGUCGUUCUCUUCUUGCGUGGCUGCUCUCGCCUACUCUUCCUGAUUCUUCUUCUUUCUCUCUCCCCGUGACUGGGCGAGGGAAUGUUGACCACCGUGGCCUGAACCGUUACUGCCCGCCGGUCCCUUCACCUCCACCCGGCCGUGCGUGUCCGCAAGGGUCGUAGCCUGGUUGGCUGGCUGAAUGUGAGGUUUAUCUUCUAACAGGACUCAUCUAACGAGAGAUACUAGAAAAAAGAACUGAACAGCUCGAAGCAUGGCAGUGGCUGGAUGUCCUGAUUAUUUCCUGCAUCAUCCUAAUUAUCAGCAGGACAACAUCGAUCGGUCCACCAAUCAUAGACAAGCAAACCUCAUUGGGCAGGGCUUCCAGCAAUCAACCAACCACAAUUUGCCAAACCAUCAAGAGGAUGAUGUUGAUCUGGAGGCCCUGGUGAAUGACAUGAAUUCUUCACUAGAGAGCUUAUACUCCACAUGCAGUGCCCAGCAAACAGAUUCUACUUUGCUACUUCAAAAUGGAAAGACCUCAACAUCCUCCCAGCAACACCACAACCACCAUCGCCCUCAUGCACAGCACACCCAACUGCGGCAGGGUCACCAUGGGCUCGGCCAUGCCUCUCCAGAACCACCAUCCACCACCUCCACAGACCUACCCCAAGCAAGCCUACGGCGGUCACAGCCCAUGCAUAUCCUGGCUGUCCGGAGGUUGCGAGAGGAGCAGCAACAACUCAGGACAUCCUCACUCCCUGCCAUCCCCAACCCCUUUCCUGAGCUCUGCAGUCCAGCCAGCUCGCCUGUACUCGGUCCUGGGUCACUACCUCCAAGAGAACCCUCCACAGGCAUAUAUAUUGUUAAGGUCUCAACUGAAGACGGCAUGGGCAAAGUGGUGGAGAUCCCAGCCGACAUGACAGCCAGGGACCUUUGCCAGCUCCUGGUUUAUAAAAGCCAUUGUGUAGACGACAACAGUUGGGCACUUGUUGAGCACCACCCGCUGCUGGGUCUAGAGCGCUGUCUAGAGGAUCAUGAGUUGGUGGUACAGGUCCAGGCUUCCAUGAGCAGUGAUGCUAGAUUCCUCUUUAGGAAGAACUAUGCCAAAUAUGAAUUCUUCAGAACUCCUCUGACGUUUUUCCCAGAGCACAUGGUUGCAUGGUGCCAGGAAACCAAUCGUCUGAUUCCGCCAUCGCAGCUCCUGCAGAACUUUCUAGCAACCAGUAGUUGUCCAGAGAUUCAGGGUUAUCUGUAUGUAAAAGAGGUGGGCAGAAAGUCGUGGAAGAAAGUUUACAUGUUCCUGCGGCGCUCAGGACUUUACUGUUCUACAAAAGGAACCUCAAAGGAGCCCAGACAUCUCCAUUUACUAGCAGACCUUGAAGAUAGUAACAUCUUCACUGUCAUCACAGGAAAAAAGCAGCACGGUGCACCCACAGACUAUGAGUUUUGUAUCAAGCCUAAUAAAUGCAGAGGGGAGUUAAAGGAUUUAAGGAUUCUGUGUGCUGAAGAUGAACAAGGGAGGACAUGUUGGAUGACUGCCUUUAGAUUAUUUAAGUAUGGGAUUAUAUUGUACCAGAAUUACAAGAUUCCCCAGCAAAGAAAAACCCUGCUUUCACACUUCUCAGCACCCGUGCGAAGUGUGUCCGAAAACUCUCUGGUCGCGAUGGAUUUUUCAGGAACAAUAGGCCGGGUCAUCGACAACCCUGUGGAAGCUCAGAGCGCCGCUAUGGAGGAGGGACUGGCAUGGAGGAAGAGGAAUCACCGUAUGAACAUCUCAGGUUCCCACAGUCCAUUACAUCACUCCUCACUAAACUCAGUCAUUCACAUAGCCCAGCUGUGGUUCCACGGCAGAAUUACCAGAGAAGAAUCUCAUCGCAUUGUCCAUCAGCAGGGUCAAGUCGAUGGCUUGUUUCUUCUACGAGUCAGCCAGAGUAACCCCAAGGCUUUUGUUCUCACAUUGUGCCAUCACCAGAAAAUCAAACAUUUCCAGAUACUACCGUGUGAAGAGGACGGACAAGUCUUCUUCAGCCUUGACGAUGGUGCCACCAAAUUCACCGACCUGAUCCAAUUGGUGGAGUUCUAUCAGCUCAACCGAGGAGUGCUGCCUUGUAAACUCAAACACCCCUGCACCGUUGUGGCCUUAUGACACCUCCUCCCGUGUGACACAUGAGCCCUGCCGUCGCAAUCCCUGGUCCUCCCCUCCCCCUCUCACUUGACCUGACUCUGCCCAUAGCAGAGCGAAUGUUAAUAUUGGUUGAUUCUUCUGAGAAGUUUGUGAAUUGACUAAUGUGUCAUUGCUGUUUUGUUUUUUUGUUUUGUUUUUUUUAAUUAUUAUUAUUGUUGUCGAUGCGAGUCCGCCAUAUACUGCUGAUUUAUUGUAUUCAUUUUGGAGUGCGUUGAAUGUUACCGAAUUGCACGCAGAGUAGUAGUCAAGAGGACAAAGGGGUGAAAAUGAUGAACACUGCCAUUUGUGUCAAUGCUUUUGCAGAAACUGGUCUUUGUUAAGCUGGGGACUAGACUCAAUGACUCUCCAAGAGUUUCAAUCAUGCAGCUCAAGUGAAGACUGUCGCCCUCAUGUGGACAAUCAACAGAACUAUGAACCCUUUUGUGUGUGGACCACUCUGCACUUUGAGAACUGGAGUCUCAUCUUCUCUUGUUCUCAGAGAAUAUUGUGUUGAUUGUCACUUUUUUUUUCUUUUGCACUCAUCCAACUGGGAGUGGCCUUUGAGGGUGCCGGACUUCUCCGUUGUUGGCAUUAUUUUUAACUGUGAGCUGACACCGCCCUCUAUUGUCGAAGGUGUGUCGAGACAAGACUAAACUCAGCUUUGCAGCCAGAACAGAAUGAUUUUUACUUUUUAUUUUUUUAUUUUGAGGAGUUGGCCUGUUGGACGAAUGAGCCCGCAGGAGGUGGUUUAUGAACACUCAUGAAAUGUCGAAAAAAUAUUUUUUUAAUUGGCUGACAAUACAGAAUGUUUUGUCCUGCUUCCCUUAGUUGCAAGUUGUUUUUUUUAACUCAUCCAUUUGCUAGAGUCUUAAUAUUCUAAAUAUGUCCAUGUAAGCUACACAAACUCAUGUCCAGUUUUUGGUAAGUUCAAUUUUAUUAUGACAUACUUUUCAGGAGAAAAACGAUUCAGAUAAGUGUCAGUUAUGAACAAACUAAAUAUGAUGUACGGAGGUUCUAUUAGAAAUAUUGUAUUGUGUCUCUUAGUAUAACACGUUUAAUACAGCAGGCAAGAGAUGACAAUAGCCAGCACAUGAGAUGCGUUAGACCUCGUGAAAAUUUUCUUAAAUUCUAACUUGGAAUUUAAAUUAGUGCAAAAUAUAAUUACCGUAAUUUUCGCACUAUAAGGCGCACCUGACUAUAAGCCGCCACCCACCAAAUUUGACACGAAAACGCCAUUUGUUCAUAGAUAAGCAUACGACAUACGACUUGUCAUAAGACCAAAUGAACCACCAUGAAGCUUUGAACCAGUAGGCUGCAAAGCUUCAUUGCUUCAAGAAGCUUCAUUUGGUCAUCACUGCUCCCUUAGGGGAGACAGUCAACCUCUGCUGCCACCUGCUGUCAACACUGUUAUUGUCCAACAUGCCCCCUAGCAUGCAUUGCAGCGCUACAGUUGUAAAUACCAAUUCAAAUUUAUGUUCUGUCCUAAUUAUUUCUGCAGUUACUGUUCCAGUUGUUUCAUUAAUUGCUAGUUAUAGUAUUUGGUAACACUUUAUUUGGCAGGGGUGCCGUAAGACUGUCAUUAGACAAUCGUAAUUAUGACAUGACCCCGUCAUGAGCAUUAAUUAAUGGUUAUAACAUGACAUUUAGUGUUAUAUGGCAAAUUAUCUCACCUUUGAAAGGGUGUAAAAGAUCCGAUGUGGACAUGAAUGGAGUUAGUGACAUAAUUUGGUGGUCUUAUGACACCACUGUCAGAUAAAGUGUUACCUAUUAACCCAAAUAAAUCAACAAAUAAGCCGUGCUCGACGAUAAGCCGCAGGAUUCAAAAUUAAGAAGAAAAGUACCAUCUUAUAGUCUAAAAAUUGCGGGUAUGCCAGUAAAAAGUAUAUUGACAUCCAACUGCCAAAUAGCCAAUACUCAAUAGUACAAUAGCCUACAAGACAAGAUAACUCUCAUGCCUGGCUGUUACUGAUUCCCAAACUGUCAGAAACAUUUGUCUGCAUACUGAUACUUGUGUUAUUAAAACUUAUCAGAAGAUUAAUACUUGAAGGUCAGUACAUAACAGUGAUGACACAGACUAGCAUAGAAUUAUGACAUAAGAAUAAAAGACAAAAUAUUCAGGAAAAACUCACAUCUAAAUGUCCCUAUUUGUAUGGGUGCGUGCCUAAAUAGAUAUUAGGGUAGUUCACCUUCCGCCUUUUCUCACUAAAGUUGCCCCUCACCCUAAACUGUGACUUCUAUACAUUUAAAUAUAGCUCCUUGUUUUUAAUGUAACAUUGAUGAAGCUCAGCAAAAUAUGCAUCCAACUCGUACAGAGUUUGUUUGCAUGCUGCAUAUGAGAGAAUUUAUACUUCAGAUCUAAAGAUAGUUUUCCAUAUAGUGUCAAGCCUCAAAGCUAUUUGUAUCUUUGGCUAAGUUUAUCAAUUAGAAAAUGAAGAUUACGACUCAGUGCCUUUAGAUAAAAUAGGGAUUUGUUUAUUAGAUUUUUUUUUUCUUAAAUGACACAUUAAAUUUGGCUGACAUGACAAUGCAACGAAGCCCAAUUAGCAACCAAUUGUAGGAAAUUGUUUUUAUGUUAUUAUUUUAAUGGUUUGUCUGCUUAUUUUCAUAUCCGGCAUAAACCUUCUCAUUGUCACUUAAGCAGUUGACAGUACAUUGUAUUGUUUUCUAUUCAGACUGAGUUCUGAUUGCAUUUGUAACAGCUGAUGCAAAAUUUAACAGCCAUCUUUAUUUAGCUGCUGGUUGUCUUAUGGUUUACUGAACAAAUGAUUUGCAGUAUAGCUACACUCUUUGACCCUCUGCAUGGUCACUGUUAUUUAUCUAAAAUACAUGAUGAAACAUUUUUUAAGUAUUUGUAACAAAUGUAUCUGGAUGUGGCUGAUCUACUUGAAAAUAUUACAUUUGUUUUUUUUUUCUUUCUUCUUUAGCACUGUUCUGUACUGGGUUUUUUUUUUUCCAUCACCAUGAAAUGAUUGAGCAGUGCAAGUUUAAUAUAAUGACUAUUGUAAUGACAUAGCAUCUAUUGAUAUAUAAUUUUUAUUAUUGUUAUGUACUUUUUUGUUAGGAUUGUCUAUUAAAAAGAAAAAGUACAACUUCGAGAUGUGAAGUUUUAAAGCA